Drosophila nasuta is the source of this 870-nucleotide messenger RNA. RefSeq lists its product as uncharacterized. NCBI's taxonomy places the organism in Eukaryota, Metazoa, Arthropoda, Insecta, Diptera, Drosophilidae. Bases 74 to 715 code for a protein of 213 amino acids. The record is from RefSeq and is a predicted model, not a curated record. The transcript has 2 exons.
AACUCUGCAAAAGCACGCCGCCGAACUCUACCUUUGAUCUGAUUUCAUUUCGGAGUUCAAUUUAUUUCUAAACAUGUCCUCGUCACAAAGAAUAAUGAACGUCGAUGACGCAAACAGAUUCAAUGCAUUGUACAUUUCCCCAGUGCUGCAACGUAUGAUAAAAGAUUUACUGGUCCCACAUAUUACCAUGUUGGAGAAGAUGGAGAAUGCAACUGAAUUGACAAUGAUACAGCGUACGGUGCCUCGACCAAGUUCAGAUUGGUGGCCAAUCUACAGUUUUAAAACCUAUGCUUGUGAUAAGGUUGACAUAAGGGGUGUCUUGGUGCUGACGCAUAAUUAUAUAAAAAGCAUGCCACCGGAACUGAAGAUGCUUAAUGAUACUUUCAAAGUGUUUGCCGACAAUCAAAUAAGUCGAUAUAAUCUUGCAGAAAACGAUAUAGAAACAUGUAAUGCAUAUCAUCUGGCCAACAAGAUGUUCUCAGACAUGUAUGUCUUUGUAGUUUACUAUAUUAAUCACCUGCAGCGGUUGCAAGAAAAUCGUAGAAAGAAAUUGAUGAAGGCUUGCAGACCGAAUAAGAUUAAAGCUCGUAUAGAACUAUUGAUCUACGACCAGUACAUCUAUAGCGAGCAUCAAAAGGCUCUAAGGAGAUUGAAGAGAGUAACGCAGAAUGCCUGUUCUUUAUUCGGCCUAGCAGAAAAGCUGUUCAUCGAGUGAGAGAAAUAGAGAUGUGUCUCCUACAUACAAUACUCAUUUUACGUUACUUUUUGCUUGAUUAUACGCUUGUAUUUUAUCCGACAACGUAAAUACACACACACAGCAGCAAAUUUCGAUUCACAGGGCGAUAAUAAAGAGUCCGCCCCCAGAGUAUU